AUGGAAAGCUCCGAGCCCAAGACCCAGGAGCCCAGAUCGAAGUCAGCUCUGUGGGAGGGCACACCGCAGUACGACUAUGUCUGCUUUGAGAAAUGCACCCGGUAUGGGAUACCCGUGGAGGCAGGACGCGAGGCUGGGGGGACAGGGGACGACCUGCACUGCCUGGAGAACUCCCUCAGCUACCCACAGCUUUAUGGCCAAUACACAGACCAGAUAUCUGACUUUGCAGAGAAGGAAGCAGCAAAACUACUCAAUAAGAAGCAGGACCAAAAGAGCAAUGAAGGACCCCGGAAACGUGCAAGUCAAGUAGAGAUCAAAGAAGAGCACUAUUCCAAAUGUCAAGACUGUGCUAGACGCAUCCAGAAGUAUGUUACCAAGAAACUUGGAGAGGACUGGAUUUUCUUGGUUCUGUUGGGCCUGGUCAUGGCGUUGGUGAGCUGGGGAAUGGAUUAUGCCAGUGCGAAAAGCCUACAGGCCUACAAGUGGAUGUACAGAGAGCUGCACCCAAAUGUUCCUCUGCAGUAUCUGGUGUGGGUUAUAUACCCACUUCUUCUUAUUCUGUUUGCGGCCAUUUUCUGCCACCUCGUCUCUCCACAGGCUGUCGGGUCUGGCAUCCCAGAGCUCAAGACAAUUAUGAGAGGAGUGGUCCUCAAGGAAUAUCUUACUCCCAAAGCUUUUGUCGCCAAGGUUGUGGCUCUCACAGCUGGGCUGGGAAGUGGCAUGCCUGUGGGGAAAGAGGGUCCUUUUGUGCAUAUUGCCAGCAUCUGUGCUGCAGUUCUCAGCAAGUUCAUGUCAAUCUUUUGUGGUGUGUAUGAGCAGCCAUAUUAUUACACGGAUGUCCUGACCGUGGGUUGUGCUGUCGGGGUCGGCUGCUGCUUUGGGACACCACUUGGAGGGGUCCUUUUCAGCAUUGAGGUCACUUCCACUUAUUUUGCUGUGCGUAAUUAUUGGAGAGGUUUCUUUGCAGCCACCUUUAGUGCCUUCAUUUUCCGAGUCCUUGCUGUUUGGAACAAGGAUGCAGUUACCAUCACAGCCCUGUUCAGAACAAACUUUCGAAUGGAUUUCCCUUUUGACCUGCAAGAGCUGCCAGCUUUUGCUGUAAUAGGGAUAUGUUCUGGAUUCCUUGGAGCCUUUUUUGUGUAUCUCAACCGCCAAGUGGUUCUGUGCAUCCGGCGUCACACCACUCUGAGCCAGUUUCUCACCAAAUACCGCCUCAUAUACCCUGGGGUUAUAACCUUCUUUAUAGCAAGUAUGACCUUCCCUCCAGGAUUUGGGCAGUUCAUGGCAGGAGAGUUGAUGCCACGGGAAGCCAUCAGCUCUCUCUUUGAUAAUUAUACCUGGGCGACAUACACAGGGGACCCACAGAUCCUAGGUAAAUCUGCUGCCUGGAUCCAUCCCAAAGUCAGUGUCUUCAUCAUCAUCCUGCUUUUCCUCCUUGUGAAGUUCUUGAUGGCUGUCAUUGCUACCACAAUGCCAAUCCCCUGUGGAGGCUUCAUGCCCGUUUUUGUUCUAGGUGCUGCAUUUGGGCGUCUUAUUGGGGAAAUCAUGGCAUCAAUUUUUCCGAAUGGGAUCCUCUUUGAUGACAUAGUCUAUCAAAUCUUACCUGGAGGUUAUGCUGUCAUUGUCUUCUUCCUCUAUUCCUUUUCCACCCUCCCUGGGAAAGGUGCAGCAGCUAUGACAGGAGCAGUGAGCCACACUGUAUCCACUGCUGUGAUCUGCUUUGAGCUGACAGGUCAGAUCUCUCACAUCCUCCCCAUGAUGGUGGCUGUCAUUCUUGCCAACAUGGUGGCCCAGAGUCUGCAGCCCAGCCUCUACGAUAGCAUCAUCCAGGUGAAGAAGUUGCCCUACCUGCCAGACCUGGGCUGGAAUCACAUAAGCAAAUACAAUAUCUUUGUUGAGGAUAUUAUGGUCCAAGAUGUGAAAUUUGUCUCCUCCAACUGUAAAUACCGAGACUUGCAAACUCUGCUUCAAAGCACAACUGUUAAGACUUUGCCUUUGGUAGACUCACCAGAGACCAUGAUCCUUCUGGGGUCUGUAGAGCGAACUGAACUGCAGGCUCUCCUCCAGAGACAGAUAAGCCCGGAACGGCGGCGGCUCCUCCACAGAGAAAUGCAGCAGAAGCUGUCUGAGGCACCCUACGAUGGGCACAGCAAGGGACCGUGGGCAACCCUGCCGAAUGUGAAGCAUGAAUCUUUUGCUUAUGUUGAUGAGGAUGAGGAUACAGAUGAGAAGGGAGAGCUGCCUCGUCCCCCAAGUCCCGCUCCCAGUUAUCCAGAGGAGCCCAAUGGCCCAACAAGUCCUCUUAAACAAAUGCCUGAAACUUUGGAACCACAGCAGCUCCCAGGUGCUGAUUGCCCUGAGGCUGGGAGAAGGAGCUUUCUCUGCUGUGCCUGUAUUAAAGGCAAUUUCAGGAGUUUGAGGCAACUGAUCCAGCAGCUCUUGUGCCAUUACAACCGUCCACUUGAAACAGAGAGUGCCAUCCAGGAUCCAGUGGAAGUCGAAACAAUGAGGCCAGAAGAGAUAGAUGCUUGGGAACAGGAGGAGCUGAACAAGGAUGUUUGCUUUGACAGCUGCCGCAUCGACCCUUCCCCUUUCCAACUGGUAGAGAGAACUUCUCUGCACAAGACACACACAUUGUUCUCAUUACUGGGCCUCAGCCAUGCCUAUGUAACCAGUAUGGGGAAGCUGAGGGGAGUGUUGGCAUUGGAAGAGCUCCAGAAGGCAAUAGAGGGCUCCACACGCUCUGGGGUCCGUCUCCGCCCACCCCUUGCCAGUUUCCGUGACACCAACAGGACUUCAGCGGGUGGUGAGAAGGCCACUCAGGCCACUCAGGUGUGGAACCUGCAGGACAGCUGCACGGUGGCAGCACAGCAAGCAGCAGACUUGGCCACAGAGAGCCCCCUGCCUCCCUGCUCCUACUCCCCCCAGCCCUCACACCUGCAUGAAGAGGGGGAAAUUCUGCCCUCCCCUGACGCCACUGAUACCGAGUUGGAAGAGAUGGAGCUGGCAGGGCCAGUUGCUGAAAACAUCUCAGACAUCCUCAAGGACAUAAGCCUACGUUCCACUGACCUGAAUGAGGAUGAAGAUGAGGAUGAGGAUGUCCCCUUAUAG
This is a messenger RNA of Chaetura pelagica (chimney swift), 3111 nucleotides long. It is a transcript of the gene CLCN1, whose product is annotated as chloride channel, voltage-sensitive 1. The record is from RefSeq and is a predicted model, not a curated record. Gene Ontology annotation, molecular function: voltage-gated chloride channel activity. Gene Ontology annotation, cellular component: membrane. NCBI's taxonomy places the organism in Eukaryota, Metazoa, Chordata, Aves, Apodiformes, Apodidae. The coding region runs from base 1 to 3111 and encodes 1036 amino acids. Gene Ontology annotation, biological process: chloride transport; transmembrane transport. The transcript is spliced from 24 exons.